Myzus persicae (green peach aphid) is the source of this 2233-nucleotide messenger RNA. Its product is annotated as wee1-like protein kinase. Gene Ontology annotation, molecular function: protein kinase activity; ATP binding. Bases 609 to 2108 code for a protein of 499 amino acids. Lineage: Eukaryota; Metazoa; Arthropoda; Insecta; Hemiptera; Aphididae. Gene Ontology annotation, biological process: protein phosphorylation. The record is from RefSeq and is a predicted model, not a curated record. The transcript has a single exon.
UUAAAUACACAAUUGAUUUUGUAUUCAACAAGGUGGGUGCAUUUAGGAAUACUAAAUUCUGAAUUGAAAAUUCGAACUCAUUUAAAGUUAGCAAAGUUGGUUUAUCUUUUUUUUCCUUUUUUUUUAUUCCUCCAUGAAAUUUCGGGACAAGUACCCCAAUCCUUUAAUUAACAAUAACGGACUUAUCUUUUAGCGGCUGUGCUAUUUUUAAAAUACAGUGAUAGUGAUAACAAUCGGCAUGAGAAAAAAUGUAUGAAACUUUUUUUUGAAAUAUUAACGAACGUUACUGCAGUCGACCAUUAACUUUCGAAGGACCUUAAGUUGGUACGAAAAUUCCAGAUAUAAUCUUGUCGGACGUCGUCGUGUCGAUAAAAAGUGAAAAUCUUAUCCACAUUCGCGGGAAACUGGAAACGCGUGGGUCGACGUUCGCAACUAGGACUUCGGAGAAAAUAUUUUUGACGAUCCUCCUUAGACUUUAGACUUAAGCCACGCUGUUCACACGACGUCUCAGUUGGCAGGUGCCGAUUUCCGAAGUGUAUCCGUUUCGCGUUUGUAGGAAAAACAUGACGGACGUCUUGUAAAUAGCGUCCCAAGAGUAAUUUACUGUCAUGGACAUCUCCGUCGGUUAUUUCAGUGUUUUCCUCGUUCUGUGUUUGAUCGUUUGUUAUUUUGCAAGGACCAGACUUCAGGCGGGCAACAGUUUGUCACCGACCAAACCACAAUUGGGCGACGACUGUCUGCCCCCGUCCACACCGCGGUUGGUCGCCGAUCGUUUGCCCCCGUCCACACCGCGGUUGGUCGCCGAUCGUCUGCCCCCGUCUACGCCGCGGUUGGUCCCCGUCACCGUUCCGCGAGUCCGGCAGCCCGGGGGAUCCGCUAGAAUCACCUCCAAGUUCCAAGUGUCGGUAAAUCCAUUCACGCCGACCGGUAUUGCGAUUUUAAAAAACCGGAAGAAACGCGCUCACGGAUCGAACAAAGACAGCAUCGCCGGUCCCGAGGUCAGUGACCACCGCUUCGGACAGUGCACACCGCCAGACAACAAGUCCCCUGCUCUCGUCCACCCGUCCAUCGUCAGACAUCUGGUGAACAGCGGCCAGGUGACCAACGUCAGUAUACGCGAAUUACAGACGUCUCGAUUCAACGAAGAGUUUAAAGUAGACGAGUUCAUCGCCACCGGUAGCUUCGGCGUCAUAUACAAGUGCACAAAUUUGUUGGACGGGGCAACUUACGCGAUUAAAAAAAUCAAACAGACAAUGCACAAGAGCCCUGAGCAUUUGGUCCGCAAGGAGGUGUACGCAAACUCGGUGUUAGGUCGACAUCCAAACUUGGUCUCAUACUUCACAGCCUGGUUCGAGAGGGGUCACAUUUAUAUUCAAACGGAGUUCUGUCACGGCGGCACCCUGGAACGCAUGAUACACGAGUCUGAUCAUGUGUUCUGCGACAAUACCCUGAGACAAUUGUUGUGGCAUGUGUGCAAUGGCUUGGCUCACAUUCAUUCCAUAAAACUUGCUCAUUUGGACAUAAAAGCAUCCAACAUACUGAUAUGUAAAACAAAUGGGGCAUUGUUGUUUGCCAAUAGUCUAGUUGACGAAGAUGACAUAGUUGACAAACAUAUUGUUUACAAGAUUGGUGACUUUGGACAUACAAUAUGUGUCGAAGAUGUCCGAAAUAUUGAGGAAGGAGACUCUCGUUAUUUACCUAAAGAACUAUUACGUGACGAUUAUUCUCAGCUGCAGAAAGUCGAUGUGUUUUCUACUGCGCUUACAGUUUACGAGGCAGCAACUCGCAAACAUUUACCUAAAAAUGGACCAGAAUGGCAUCGUCUGAGAAAUGGUGAAUUUUCGUUACCUCAAACUAUAUUUUUGAGUACAAGCCUUGAAAAAUUGCUGAAAAAAAUGGUAAACUUAGAUCCUACUAAUAGGCCUAGUGCUUCUGAAGUAGUUAAUCUUUUGCUCAAUAGAGGAAUGGCAGCAAGAAUAGAUCCAGAUGAAAUGGAAGUAUUUAAAUUAAGUGCUCAAUACCUUUUACCUUGGACAAUCGAUUUAAAACCACCAAGAACAACACUAUCGGGUAAAAGUACCUUUAUUUAUACAGACUGUCAAUUAUAAGAAACACAAGACCUAUUGAACAGGAAAUGGAAAUAUUUAAUCAUAUUUAAUCUAUAAUGUUGAACUAAUUGAUUUUAAAAAAAAUGUAAUAUAGAGCUAUAAUUUUUAUUUCUCUAUUUAAUUUA